Molecule: messenger RNA, 3411 nt
Organism: Macrosteles quadrilineatus (aster leafhopper)
Lineage: Eukaryota; Metazoa; Arthropoda; Insecta; Hemiptera; Cicadellidae
Gene: Kap3
Product: kinesin-associated protein 3
Exons: 18
Coding region: 334-2808 (824 amino acids)
Biological process (GO): cilium organization; microtubule-based movement
Cellular component (GO): kinesin II complex; ciliary transition zone; axoneme
Molecular function (GO): kinesin binding
Source: RefSeq, a predicted model, not a curated record
CUAAGUUUACUAGCUAACUAAACUAAACCAUAGACAAAAUAGAAUACUAAACUAAGAAAACUCAAUAACUCUACUCUAAAAUCUAGUGUAGGCUAUGUAAAUGUUAAUUUGUAGAGUGUCUGCCAAAUAACUUAAUAAAACAUUCAAAUUUCACCUAUCAACCAAACAUAAUGUGCAAAGUUAUUCUCAAUUCUUAUUAGGCCUAGGGCUUAAUUCACUAUUUUUUUCACCCUACUAAGCUAACAUUAUAUCCACCAAAAGAUUUGAAAAGACCUUAUAAUAAGUUUUACGUUAUAUUUGUGUAAAAAAGCCCAAGUUUUUUAAAAACCUGUAAUGCAGCCUGAAGAUGCAAGAUAUAUUAAACGACGAGUGCGUUCAGGCUCAAUUGAUGUCCAUCCAACAGAGACAGCCCUUAUUGUCAAUUAUGAGUUGGAAGCGAUUAUUUUAGGGGAAUGUGGAGAACCAAUGGUCAGCGAGAAAAAGGAGUGUCAGAAGAUAAUACGACUCAAAAGGCUGGAUGCUGCAACUGACUGUGCAGCCUUGGCUAAGGAAGUCGUUCAAAAAUGUACUCUCAUUCAUCCUUCAAAAACUGCUGAAGUUGAACAUCUUAUUUAUUACUUGCAGAGCCGUAAAGACAAUGCUUUUACAGAGAGUAUGGAGAGUUGCAUGGAGAAGGACUCUGGUAGUGAGAGUCCCUCGCCAGCCCCCACCCCUAGUGGCCAGCCUGCUAGCUUCACUAUGAUAGAGAGCUACAUGGAGCUGCUGUACGAGGACUUACCUGACAAGACGAAGGGCUCGGCUCUCAUACUGGAAUUGGCUAAGGACCCAAAUAACCUUGAGGACUUGGCAAGCAGUGAAGCAGUUCUAAGCGCGCUCGCUCGAGUGUUGAGAGAAGAUUGGAAGAAAAAUUUGGAACUAAGCACCAACAUUGUGUACACGUUUUUCUGCUUCUCGACAUUCAGUCAGUUUCAUCCCAUAAUUCAACAGUACAAGGUGGGAUCCUUGUGUCUGGAGAUAAUCGAGUAUGAGUUGAAUCGCUAUGCACAACUACGCAAGGAGGUGGAGAGUCGAGGUAGUUCAGCUCCUCUUCCUGCGCCUGUGUCUCGGCUGCCGCUGCCUCGUAGUGCACGGCGACCUAUCAAACCUUCUGCGGACGACAAGAAAAAGAUUCCUAAAGAAAAAGUGGAAGAACCAGUUAUGAAUGUUAGGAAGCUGGCCACUCUGGCGAAGAAGCAAGAUCAGCUGCUUAGAGUUUGCUUUUAUCUACUGCUGAACUUGGCUGAAAAUAUGAAAGUUGAGGAUAAAAUGAGGAGAAGGAACCUAGUUGGUUUGCUUGUGACGUCGUUGGAAAGAAGCACCCAAGAACUGCUCGUCUUGGUCGCGUCGUUUCUACUCAAACUUUCUGUUUAUAAAGAAAACAAAGAUGAAAUGGCGAAUCUAAAUGUGAUUGAAAAGCUACCGAAACUGUUGCUGAUGAAGGACAAGAACCUUGAACUUGUCACUCUGAAUCUUCUCUUCAAUCUGUCUUUUGACUCCAACUUGAGGGAGAAGAUGGUUAGAGUUGGUUUCCUGCCAAAGUUGGUCAGCAUGCUGGGCGAUGAAGAGCAGCAAGUAAACGUUGUUGUGUUGAAACUUCUAUACCAUCUCAGUCUGGACGACAGAGUCAAAGCGAUGUUCGCCUACACUGAUUGCAUUCCUAAGGUGGUGGGAACAAUGGUGGGCCAGGAGCCGGGAGAAGAAGUUCACACACUUUCUGUUGCGCUAAUGGUGAACCUUGCGCUGCACGGACGCUGCGCUGCGCAACUACUGGAGGGAAACAACCUGCAGUACCUGAUAGAGUGUGCGUUCCACCAUCAGAGCAGCAUCAUCGUCAAGAUAUUGCGCAAUGCUUCUGUGCACGACAACACCAAACAUCUCUUCAUUGACUUUGUGGGAGACUUGGCCAAUGUGGUGGCGACUCAGCCGAGCGACGACUUCACCUUGGAGUGUGUGGGACUGUUGGCCAACCUGACUCUGGCAGAACUAGACUACAGCACACUGCUACAACAGUACAACCUGGUGUCAUGGAUCACUAGACAACUAGUGCCUGGCAACACACCUGAUGAUCUGGUGUUAGAGGUGAUUAUGCUGGUGUCCACAGCUGCCUUGGAUGAGUCAUGUGCAUCUCUGCUGUGUAAGGCAGACAUACUGCUAGGUCUCAUAGAGCUGCUUAAAGCUAAGCAAGAAGAUGAUGAGAUCGUCUUACAGAUUGUUUACGUGUUUUACCAAAUCGCCCGACAUGCUACUACUAGAGACUACUUGAUUAGAGAGACGGAAGCCCCGGCAUAUUUGAUCGACUUGAUGCACGACAAGAACGAAAACAUCAGAAAAGUGUGUGACGCUUGCUUGGAAAUUAUCAAGGAAUGUGAUGAGGUGUGGGCAGAGAAGAUCAAGACGGAACAGUUUGAAUGGCACAACUCUCACUGGCUGUCUAUGGUAGACAACAAGGCUCUAGACUCUGUGUUGGGAGACGACAGUGAUAUACUGCCUCACUACGAUUUGCUGCAACAGUCUUUGCUGCUACGAACUGGCUCUCAGUCGUCUCUCAACGGUGAUGAUAUAGAAAUAGUUUCAAACCAUCCACAAUCCGAUGAAGGCAGUAGACCCAUCAGUGGAUACGCGUCGUCAGAGCUAGACGAUGUUCUGUUGAAGAGGACCAGAGAAGAGAGUCAGGAAGAUGUUCUCAACAAUGCUCUACGUAACUUGGUCAUAUCUGAAGACAAUAUGGACGACGACGCCAAGUACUUUCACAUACAACAAAGUAGUUAAGUCUGGGGAUUGAACCACGAUAUCACAUUGAGUGAAACUCAAUGUUUAGGAACUUAAAAUGUAUAUCUCUAAAGAGUACUUUAAACUCGCUGGUUUGCUUUACAUUAUAUCAAUAUUUAAAUGAAAUGACUGUCAAAAAUGCUGUCUCAAACGAUAAAGUCAAUGAGAAUUAUUUUUGAACGAUUUAAGCUAUUUUAUUAGUUGAAUUUAUGAUAGAAGCGCAACGUAUUUGGAAAGUAAAAUGAAAUUUAUACAUUCACAUUCCAUAUUACAAAAGACUUGUGCCAUAAGAAUGUGGCAAUCACGAGAUUUUGUGUUGAUUAACACAUUUUGAUCUGAGGCUACUCGCUGUAUUUUUUAUUACAUUUUUUGAGCUUUUUGUACUUUUUUUGAGAUUAUUAAUUUUUUACACAUACUUUAUUGUGCACUUCAAAUAAUUUUGUUUUAAAACAAAUAAAUGAAGUAGUGUACGAACCUCGUAGUUUAUCAUUUUGUGAUAUAGUUACUGUUGUAUCUAGUCAUUAAAAGAGUUAACUUUAUUUUUCAAGUUUCUCUAGAUAUUUAUCGUUUUGUUUGCUUUUUUAAUAAAUCUAUUUGAUCUCC